Molecule: messenger RNA, 2367 nt
Organism: Nicotiana attenuata
Lineage: Eukaryota; Viridiplantae; Streptophyta; Magnoliopsida; Solanales; Solanaceae
Exons: 3
Coding region: 1-2367 (788 amino acids)
Biological process (GO): DNA integration
Molecular function (GO): nucleic acid binding
Source: RefSeq, a predicted model, not a curated record
AUGGCGAAUGGAGAAGAAACUUCAACUGGAACAAGCACAGCAACGAACAUAGAUCAUCAUCAUCCAUUGUAUUUACAGCCAUGUGAUACUCCAGGUAGUUCCUUGAUCUCUAUUCAACUAACUGGAUCUGAAAACUAUGCAUUGUGGAGUAGAUCUAUGAAAAUAGCUCAAAUUGGUAAGAGUAAGCUAGGAUUUGUUGAUGGACGAUGUACUAAGGAUAAGUUUGAUCGAUCCUUGCAUGAGCUUUGGGAGAAGUGUAAUGCAAUAGUUCUGUCAUGGAUUAUGAAUGCUGUGAGCACAGAAUUACUUAGUGGAAUUGUCUACAAAUCUAAUGCACACAAAGUCUGGACUGAUAUGAAGGAUAAGUAUGAUAAGGUAGAUGGAUCUCGCAUCUUCUUCCUGCACAAGGAAAUUGCAACUUUAUCGCAGGGAAUUUCCUUAGUUUCUGCAUAUUUCUCCAAAUUAACAGACCUCUGGGAGGAAUAUGAUGCCUUGAUGCCCUGCCCUGGGUGUGACUGCCCAGAAUCUAAAAGCUAUUUUGAACAUUUUGAGUAUCAAAGGCUGCUGCAGUUUCUUAUGGGGCUAAAUGAAACAUACAGCCAACCUAGGAGUCAGAUAUUGAUGAUGAGCCCUGUUCCUACAGUUAACAAAGCAUAUUCCAUGAUAGUUUCUGAAGAAAGCCAAAGAGCUUUGGGAAAGUUCUCUCAAUCUAUAGACAUUGGAAAUGGAACAACACUAUUCACCAACAAAGGCAUGAAUUCAGCGAACAAUUAUAAGCCCAGAAGAGGAAAUCUAUUCUGUGGUUACUGCAACUAUAAAGAACACACAAGAGACACUUGCUUCAAGCUGCAUGGUUAUCCAGCUGAUUUCAAAAUGAGGAAGAAGACAACAGGUUUUCCUCAAAGACCUAUGGCCAAUGCAACCAUACAUGAGGAACAACAAUCAAUGACAAAGCAGGUGACCAAUACAACUACACAGGAGGCACAACAAGUGAUCAACACAUCUGCUGCAAAUGUAGCACAAAGAGGAAGUCCAAUCAUGUUUACUCAAGAGCAAUAUGACCAAAUAUUGAAGCUGAUCAGUACAGGGACAGGUGAAAAUGAAAGCUUUGCUGGUACAUCUAAGACCUUUGUUGCAAAUGAAAAGGUUAAAGAUGAGAAUCGGAUAGUAGACUCUGGUGCAACCAACCACAUGGUUCACACUAGAGAGCUACUUGACAAGAUAAACACAGAUAUCCUAGGCAAUGUGCCAAAGGUAUAUUUACCUGAUGGAUCUUCACUUGAUGUUGAAUGUACUCGAGAGAGUAGAAUUGGUGAAAAUAGUAUUGUUAAGAAUGUUUUGUAUGUUCUAAAUUUUAAAUAUAAUCUCUUGUCUGUGUCCAAGCACACAAGGGAUUUAAGAUGUUUUAUAUCCUUUUAUCCUGACUUCUGGAUAAUGCAAGACCUUCACAGUGGGAAGGUGAAGGGGAUUGGUAAGGAACUAGAAGGUUUGAACAACUUGCAGCAUCAAAAACUUGAAGCCAAGGCUGCAAAUGUACAUCUUCAGAAAUCUACUGUGCACGAGGUGGACUUAAAGGUGUGGCAUGGAAGACUUGGACAUUCUCUAGAUAGAGUAGUGAAACAAAUUCCAAACAUGAAGUUCAAAGCUAGUAGUGAUGGAACAAAGGAAUGCACAAUCUGUCCUUUGGCUAGACAAGGCAGAUUGUCAUUCCCUAAGAGUACAAUUAUAAGAAGUGACAAUGGAUCUGAGUUUUUCAAUUCUGAAUGCCACAUUUUGUUUCAAUCUUAUGGAAUGAUUCAUCAGAGUUCAUGUGUUCACACCCCACAACAAAAUGGGGUAGUGGAGAGGAAACAAAGACACAUACUGGAAGUGGCCAGGGCCAUUAGAUUGCAAGGUUAUUUGCCUUUCAAAUUUUGGGGGGAAUGUGUGCAGGCAACCAUCUAUGUCAUAAACAGGUUGCCUCUAUCAGUGUUGUCAGGAAAAUCAUCUUUUGAGAUGUUGUAUGGAAGAGUGCCAUCUUUACAGCACCUGAGAACCAUAGGGUGUCUAUGCUUUGCUAAGGUUGUGGGAGAAAAGGAUAAGUUUGCAGCUAGAUCAGUUGGAGCUGUGGAUGUCAAGUUUAUGGAGCAUAUCUUUCCGUUUCAACUACUUAAGGAAGGAAAGUUGCAGCUUUUCCCUAAUGGUGUGCUGCACUAUCCAGUCACUACUGAUGCUAUUCCUGUGCAGAUCAACACACAUGAUGAUGAUGCAUCCCUUUCAGCAAUGCCACCUGUUGCAGACAACCACACUGCUGAUACACAACCUUCAUUACCACUUCCUUUAUUCUCUGAAGACACUCCAGCUCAGCAAUCACCUCCUUCAGAAUAG